Molecule: messenger RNA, 3340 nt
Organism: Syngnathus typhle (broad-nosed pipefish)
Lineage: Eukaryota; Metazoa; Chordata; Actinopteri; Syngnathiformes; Syngnathidae
Gene: neurl1ab
Product: neuralized E3 ubiquitin protein ligase 1Ab
Exons: 7
Coding region: 270-2120 (616 amino acids)
Biological process (GO): negative regulation of Notch signaling pathway; nervous system development
Cellular component (GO): postsynaptic density; plasma membrane
Molecular function (GO): ubiquitin protein ligase activity
Source: RefSeq, a predicted model, not a curated record
AAAUGAUGCAUGCUUUGGAGCGCAUGUACGCUCUUCGUGUGGAGCUAUUUAAACCUUACUUUGUGGCGAGCGAACGCACGGCAACGUUUGGAGCACGCGUUGCACACUUGCAUUGAAAAGACGUCGCGCGCGCGCGUGCGUGGAAUGAAGAGUUGGAGGACGCGCGUUGGAAAGUGAUCAUUGUGGAUGCGACGAGGAGGUCUGAGUGAGGAGCACCGUGAACGCACCUUGCAUCCAGCAGCCACCACCACCAACCAGCAGUUUUAGGCAUGGGUGGGCAAGUCACCAGACAUGGUCAUCUGAUCAACGGACCGGUUCCCAUCACGUCUCUUCCGUCUGGCUCACUUCGCCACAAGCACAGCUAUGACUGCUCAGUUCCCAUCACGUCUCAGUCCCCCAGCUCGGAGCUUCACCACCACUUCGAGCCGAUAGACUGCCCGAGUCACGUCACAUCACUGCGUCACAACAAGCAUGUACGGCUGUCCAGCCAUCAACCCUGGUUGCCCAACCAGGAUCCUCUUCUCUUCCACCCGACGGUGAAGGGCUCGCAAAUCGUCAUGGACGAGUCGCAGAGGAUUGUCCGCAGGAGAGGGAGCUUCUGUAACGCCAUCGUUUUCAGCGACAGAAGCCUGGGUGUAAACGAGGUGGUCCGGCUGAAGAUCACGCAUACCCACCAUGCAUGGCAAGGCGCUCUGCGCAUUGGUUUCACUACCCAAGACCCGUCCAUGAUGCACCCCAAAAGCUUGCCGAGGUAUUCGUGUCCAGAUCUGGCGUCAAAGAGCGGUUUCUGGGCAAAACCCUUGCCAGAAGAACUUCUCAAUACUGAGAGCGUCAUCUCCUUCUGGAUAUCCAAGAAGGGCCGAGUGCUCUACCGGAUCAACGACGGCACCUCCAAACGUUUAUUCAGGCAGGUUAGCUCCUAUCUGCCUUUGUGGGUUUUCGUUGACGUCUACGGGAAGACCAAGGGAGUCCAGCUUCUCGACAGUGAGACACUACCACAGAAUGGGUCAAUCGGUUCUACCCGCUCCCGAUUGACGUUCCCCAAAAAGACGAAGAAGAACUCUCAAAUUCCGGUGCACCUGUGGAACAUGUUCGAAGACGACCCGGAGGAAGACGACCGCGACGAGCCCCAGUGCGUCGACCACAUGCCGCAAAACUCUCAGAACUUGCGGCUGUGCUCCGAGCUACCCGAGCACCUGGACGACGAGCUGCGGUUUCACCACGUACACGGCGAGCACAUCCGUCUGGAGGAUCAUCACACGGCGGUGACGCUGAAGCAUCUGGGCCCGGACAGGACGCUGGUUUUCACCAGUCGGCCUCUGGAGCAAUCCGAAAGCGUCUUCGUCAUGGUGCACACCGCCGGGCCGGCUGAGCUGUCGUACGGCGUGACGGCUUGCAACCCGGCUACAUUGCGGCCCAAGGAUCUGCCCACCGACAUGGUGUGGCUGCUGGACCGCAUGGAGUUCUGGGCUGUUGACAACUUGUCCGCGCAGCUGUCGAACGAAGAUAUCCUGGGCUUUGAGCUGAAUGCCGCCGCCGAGGUUGUUGUCAGCCGCAACGGCAAUAGCUUGGGGGUGCAGCUGUGCGUGGACAACUCCAGACCGCUGUGGAUGUUCUUCAUGCCGCAUAAGAACGUGGCGCAACUCAAGAUUUUUGGCUUGUCUUCGCACUCAGACGUCCAAGGCCCACCAAGAUCACCCGUGGUCGCCGUCCCUUCUCUCCCAGCAUCGCCUUUGUCCGCAACCAACAUCACCUCCAGCAGACUCGUCCCCUCCAGACAACCUUCCACAGCCUUAGACCAACUAGUCCAGCCGCGCCUAAGACCACGCCAGUCAGCCAUUGCGACGCCCAGCGCCAUUUUGUCAUCUCAAAGGAGCUACCGCUUCAGCACAGAUACGGAGCAGAACCCCACGCCGUCUAGCCCGAGCUCCGUCGGCCCCCCGCAAGCCUCAGACGAGUGCGCCAUUUGCUGCGACGACACGGCGGACACGGUGUUGUACGAUUGUGGGCACCUUUGUCUGUGCUACAGGUGCGCCCUCAAGCUAAAACAGGUCAAGGCGCCCUGUCCCAUGUGCAGGAAGCCCAUCCUAGAUAUCAUCAGGACCUACAAAAGUUCGUAGGGCGCCGACUGAUUGGCGAGAUCAACUCAGGUUUUCUUCGAGUCGUAAAGACUCGUGUUUUUGUGAGAGACCCGAUUGGAACUCUUCCGUUUGGCAGUGCACUUACGAAUAGCGCCACUUUCAUGUUACAAUUGUAGAAACCAUCAUAUUCAACAAAAAAAAACAAUAUAAUCAAAACACAAAAUCUAGUGAAAGCCAUGAAAAAUUUGAUUAAAUGUUUUACUCACCGAAGAUGUUUAGCUUGAGUUGUCUGUAACUGUUUUAUGCGCACUUGAGUCGGUCCGAGACGGGCGUUGUCUUGAGGGCUCAAGGAUGCAAAUGAGCCAUGAAGUGGCGCAAGGUCACCUUGCUGCCGUUUAAAAGAAGCCGCCAAAGCACGCACGACUUUCUGUAAUUGGGUAAAAAAAAGUUAACAGUCUGGCUUUGUUCAGGAGCUUUUAAAGGACAAGUAGACUUUUUUUUUUUUUCCCAUCAUCAGGAGGAGGAGGCGGGCAGACAAAGUGACUUUGUUUACUUCACCAUAACGAGGAUCUUGAAACUUGGGGUGUGUCCACAAUAACAAGCUUGGAUUUCUUAAGAGAAUAUUUGAGCCACUGACAACUGCAGGGGGCCAAGUCCAUUUCUUUAAUGGCAUGCGAUUAAAACAAAACAUCAUUUGUUUAUUAGAGUAUCAUUACUGUCACCUAUUGUGCCUUUUUUAAAAAUAAUACAAAGCCAUGUCCAAUCAUGAAUUCAAGCAUUUCGGCUUAAAAAGUGCACUGCUAAACUGGAAUGAUGAGCAGAUUUUACGUUUAGUUUUAGCCGAGAAAUAAAUAAUUAUGAAUCGUAAGAUGUAUAUUAGUCUGAGGUUUUUUAUUUUUGUCAAUGUUUCUAUGAAGAGUUUCAAUAAUGAUGAAUUAUGGACACAACCAUCCCAAAAAAUAUUGUUCAUACCGUGUUGUACUUUAAGUUAAGCAAUUGAAUUAAAAUGAAAACAUGAUUUAGCUUAGCUGCUUAGUUAGUUUUAUUGAAAAUCAGUGAAGCAGGUUAAUUUCUGAGACCAAAUUUUAACAGCCAUAGUUCAACUUGUAAAAAUAAUUGAAAGGCCAUUAUCAUUAUAAAUAUUAUUAUUAUUAUUUUAAUGUUGGGGGCUGUGUUUUUGCUAUUUAUGUGAGGGAAGUGUUUUUCAAAUUAGCCAUGACGUCUCGCUCUGUUCAAUAAAGUUUACAUUAAAAAGAAAA